AUGUCUUUUUCUUCCUUAGCGGUGUGCCUUGGAUUAUCACUGGGCCAGUCCAUACCUGCGUACAUCCUGGUCAAGAGGAUGGCAUCCUGGUCCAAAGCCCGGGAGUUCUGUCAAAAGCAUUACAUCGACCUCGCUGUCGUAAACAAAGAAGAGCAAUACUUCACUCUCCUCGACCUCACCGCUUCGGUCAAAGACAGCUUUUGGCUCGGUCUCCAGCAGCAGAAUACCUCUGUCAGCUGGAUGUGGGUGGAUGGAGAGGAGCUGACCUAUGAUCACUGGUACAAGAGGUACCCUAAAGGUCACUGUGCAAUCUUGGAGGCCAUGUUGGAAGGAGACAAGACACUGCUGGGUCGCUACUGUGAUGAGAUGCACAUGUUCAUCUGUCAAGGUGAGGUAUGCCCGUUUGAUUUAUAUUCAUGACAAUCACCGUAGGUUAUUUGAUUGAAGGGAAUAAGCUGUUUGCCUAAAGCUGACACAAAAGUUCAUCUUGAGGUAGAUUACGGACCAAAAUAUUAGAGCUGGGAGGCAAAAUGUAUGUCAGAGAUUCUUACAGUCAUGAAUGGACUGUCCACAUAAGUGAGAUCAAGACAUAACAUCCAGCAUCCUCGCUUGUGUUGAUAAAUGCUGGCAGGAGGUUGAAAUUAUUUUUAUAUUCAUGGCCCAGGAUUUUUUUCAUUGGUUGACAUAAAACCUGUGUUUGUCUAUCUAAUUUUGACCUUCACUCUUCCUCAGGUCCUGUCUCUCCACAGUCAGUCAAAGUGGACUCUGUGAGCUCAGAUGGCGUGGCUCUCAGUUGGGAGGUCUCUGCUUUUAUGCAGAUGACACCACACAGUUACAAUGUGACGAUAUAUGGCAGCACACGUGAAACACUCAUCUACCACUACGCUCACGGCUCCACUUCAAUGAGCAUCAACAUCACCAACUUAACUUCAGACACUGAGUUCCUUAUUGAAGUUUCUGCAUCUGUUGUUCGGCCUGAUGGUGAUGCUGGUCGAGAUGUUACCCUUCAAAGUCCCCCGACAGCUUUAGAAGUUAAAACAGGUAAGGACUGAAACCCCCUUUGUGGCUCUGAUUGAAGACAUUAAUGUGGACAGAAACAUACUUUAACAUGCAGACAAGACAAAACACUUAAAAAGCUGGUGGUCUCAUGUGUCAAAAUUUCUCCUUCCAGUGGACUCUUUCAGACAGCCCAGAGGUAUCACCCUCAUGUUGAAGUUGCUCAAGCUUGUCUCUCUGGGUCCUCCACUGUUUGUUCUUUACCACAUCCUAAAAAAGAGUAAGCCUUCUAAUAUACAAUGACCUUAAUCACUGUCACUGUCAUCUAUCUACCUCUGGUCUCUUAUUGGUUACUCUUCUUUCUUCUCUAGGUGAUACCGAGGAGUCAGAUCAUGACCUCUCAACAGAUCUGGAGCAUGCAGCUUUAGAGACACGAGUUGAAUUAGUCCCAGAGAGAAUCAGAGGAGUCGGUUGAAAACAGAAAAAAACAUACAUCACCCCCAGAGAACAAUGCUCUCAAGAUUGGGGUCCAGAUUUCAAACAAAAUAAGGACAUGUUCUCUUGAUUUAACCCGUUAGUUUUGUGAUCUAAAACUAAGCAGUGUUUGGUACUUCUUCUUACAACAAUCAUGGUGCCAGUGCGUAAGAGUCAUGAGCUGACAUCAAGGCAGUUGUUUCAAACUUAUUUUACCUCUUUGUUACUCAUAUUUCAAUCGACCCCACUUUCAGUAUGAAUAUACUAUAGUAGCUUGAAGGCUAGGCAUCUUUUGUACUUUUAUUUUGUUUGUUCUUUUAAAUAACAUCCAGUUAUCAAAUGUGUAUUUUCCAUUUUUGUUUUUGGAUCUAGUUCUGACGUGCCUUGAAAAGCUGCCGCACAGAAGGUGAAGGCCCAGUGUGUAGAUUUCCUUUAAUGUGAAAAGCAGCAGUGAAAGCAAAAAGUGUUAUUCUGUGUCAUUGCAGAACUUACUUAUAAUAAUGGUGCUGUACCAUCAACAUGGUUCAAGCUUGCAGAGGAAAUAAUGAAGUUCCUUAUAGUGAAAGUUAAUGUGGUUGUAUCUGUCGGUUUUUGGGAAAAACUUAACUAGUUUAUGAAAACGGCAAUCACAUUUAAUUCCGUUAGCUGCUGCAUUAAUUUUCUAAUCAGGAUUUUCCAGUUAGUUAUUAAGUUUCAAAAAGGUCAAAGUCAAUGUGAAAUGGUUUAUAUAAAAUCAAAGCCUUGACUGAGAAACUGUAUUUAAGUUACACUUUCUAAAGAUAAUAUUUCAAUGUAAGGCUUUGAGAGAAAAUUGAUAGUAUUUUUGCAUUUUCAUUUAUUUGCACUUUUUUAUUUUUUUAUCGAUACAUUUUUUUUUUCCAGCCAGUUAUUACAUGCAGUUGUUUUAUUUCAGGUACUUAUUUCUGACUGUGUUUUCCACAGAUGAUUGGAAAAUGGUAAGAGUCGAUACUCAUGACUCAUGUGUCAUUAGACUUUAGGUGGUUUACUUUAAUAUAAGCUAAAAUGCUGCAAUCCAAGACAGUCAAAGAAGCAUUUAUGUCACUCUGAUUUGAAAUAUAUGUGUGUAUAUUUAUUUAUUUAUGUAUUUCUGAGUUUUAAAAGUAAAGUCCACAAUGAGGCGUUGAGAAAUAAAGCUGAAGAUCUGUGGAAUAUAAACAGACUAGUUGGAAAUGAUAUUGUUCUCUACAUGAGCAGACUGUUGCUGACUUUGGUGGCUGAUUGUGCUACUAAGAGUUAUACACAAUGUAUGAACGCUCCACAAAAAUAAAAAUUUCCAACAAUGUCAAACGGUUUCCAUUCAUAACAUCAAAUACGACUUCUCUUCAUCCAGCUAUUAGUUAUAAGUUAUUUAAUCACUCACAGCUGCAGCUAGGUGAAGCUGUUCCACUCUCGGCCCACUCACUGCUGAGACUUCUGUCUGUGAGUUUUUUCACAUAAAGACCACGUAGCUUCUGAUUAAUACAGCUAUUGACAGAAAUAGAUACCGUAUGUUUGUGGGUUUUUGAGUCCAUUUCGCUGACUUAGCAUUUCUAAGGUCAGACCACAUCCUGUGAGCCCAACAUAUAUAUGUGAGUGUGUGAACAUAGAGGUGGGUUUCAGAGCGCUCACAGCCUCAAACACUUCACAAUGUUUCACCUCAGGGCAGUCACCUGCUGUAUGGUCGUCCUUAUUGUCCACUUGAGUAAGUAUCAUCUCCUAUGUCCAUGUAGAUUCUCAUUCAUCCAGGUCAUGGUUAUCUUGAAGACUGGACUGUGUAGAGUUGAGAAAGAGUGUAGAGUUCUCAACUCUACACAGUCCAGUUGCCUGUUUUUAAGUCUUCAAGAUAUCAUCUCCUAUAUUUCAGAGUUUUUCACUUUAAGAUGUACAAAAUGCAAAGUGAUGCUACUUUUGACAUUACAGUGUUUGCAGGGUCUAUUGGUUUGAUUCAUGCAGUCUCUAAUUGAUUUCCUGUUUUAGGUCAUGGCUCUGAGAUUAUCGGGGGGAAAGAAGUGAAGCGUCACUCCCUGCCUUUCAUGGCCCUGCUGAUGAAUAGAGGUCCGGACUGUGGAGGGAUCCUGAUCAGUCCAAAAUGGGUCCUGACUGCUGCUCACUGUGGAGAGUAAGAACAUGAUACUUAUAAUUGCUGAAGACUAAUUAUCAAAUGUGGAACUGUUAUAUUUUUAAGUGAUGAUGUAAGAAAUGCAAAUAUCAGAUUAGCUGUCUGCACAUUUUUUGCCAAUGUUGGUGAACGCCAAUUAAAUUUCCCACCUAUAUUGAGAAAUAAACAACAUAUUGAUAUGAUUGCUAAUAAUAUAUUUUAUUUAUAAGCACCUCUCUGAACACUCAAGGAAACUUUACAGAGUAAGAGCAGCAACAUAAAACAGCAAGAUAAGAGCAACAGAGAGUAUAUAUACAUACAUACAUAUAGAUAGAUAGAUAGAUAGAUAGAUAGAUAGAUAGAUAGAUAGAUAGAUAGAUAGAUAGAUAGAUAGAUAGAUAGAUAGAUAGAUAGAUAGAUAGAUAGAUAGAUAUAGAUAUAGAUAUAGUGCAUAUAUGUAGUGCAUUGAGCAGUUGUAGGAGUUGCAUUUAGUCAAUAUCAUUUAAAGGUCAAGUGUUCAAGUCAUUAUUAUAAGAUUCACAUGUUGACCUUUAGUGCAGGAAAUUCAGAGAUGAUACUUUUUUUUCCUGCUCUCACAGGAUUAAGGAAGUGAUACUUGGAGUUCACGCCAUCAAUGAAACAGAAAAAAACGCCAGGCAGGUUCUUAAAGUCAAACGUUUUCCUCAUCCCUGUUACGAUGCAGACGAACAUGUCAACGACCUCAUGUUGCUCAAGGUAAGAUGGCAUUACAAUGACCGCAGUUAAGCCAAUACAGAGCUAGUAUUUUUAAAAAAGUUUUAACAUUUAAUAAUCUUGAUAAAAAAAAAGAAAUUAGUGUUUUGCAGAUCAUUUAAAAUCUAUAUUUAAUAAAAGUGAUUAGUGUUGAGCCAGUUUAGCACUCAGACCCCUUUACUACUGAGCCAUGCUGCUUGUUGAAAUGUGCAGGUCUCCCUGAGAUAGGCAUUGUCUGGAUGGCAGCAUAUGUUUCUCCAAGCCUGUUUAUGUUGUUAAGGGGAUGAUGUGAAAGUCAGUAUCGUUAUACCAUGAAAUCUUUCAUUUCAGCUGAAAAAAGCAGCAAAGAAAACAAAGACGGUGCAAUGGCUCGAUUUGGGUAACACCAUCAAAGACCCUGCAGCAGGCACCAUCUGUAAGGUGGCUGGAUGGGGGAGAACAAACAACAUCGGGAAAAUGUCAAACGUCCUGAUGGCUGUGAAUGUGACAGUAAUCGACAGAUACAAGUGCAACUCCCAGGGUUAUUACAACCUCACACCUAUAAUCACAAGAGGCAUGGUCUGUGCUGGCUCAGACGGCCAGAACAGCGCAGAUACCUGUCAGGUAAGGAUGUAAACAGCUGUGAGCACUUUGUCCAUACCUGCUCUGUAUGAGCCUAUAAAUAACAGGUUUUUUUCUCUUGAUAGGGGGACUCAGGAGGUCCACUGCUGUGCAACGGGCAACUAGUGGGAGUUACUUCUUUUGGAAAAAAAUGUGGUCUUAUCAAGAAACCUGGGGUUUACGCUUUUCUUUCUGAAAAACAACUCGACUGGAUCAAAAAGACCAUGAAGAAGUCUGACAUAUGAAUCCCCUUCCUCCCUCAGUGGUGUAUUAGUUGUG
Messenger RNA from Xyrichtys novacula (pearly razorfish), 5179 nucleotides. NCBI's taxonomy places the organism in Eukaryota, Metazoa, Chordata, Actinopteri, Labriformes, Labridae. The record is from the annotation of a GenBank genome assembly.